AUGCUCCAAGACAUGGCGAGCGGCCUGAGCAGCAUCAUCCGGCAUGCGAUGGACCGGCAGACUUUGUACGAAGUCGGACUAAAAGCUGGCGAAUUGUGCUGGCACUCGGUCAUCAUGCAAAUAAUGUUCCUAAUCGAGGAAAGCAUCGGAGAUUCUUCUCGUGGUUGGGGAGUUUUAGCUUUGCCCGACGAGAGCUUCCUGACCGUAGAUACCCUGGAAGAGCUCAUUGGUGGCAAGCCUCGUACAAUACUCCCUACUAGUAAAGUAUGUUCGCAGCCAAUGGCAGAUGUUGAGCCAUGCGUUCGAGCCGUCCCUGAAAAUCCCUGCCCGGAGCUUGAUUCUGGCUUAGAUCGCGCCCACCAUCUACAUAUAAUCCUGCCGGGCCAGAAUGCUCUUCAUGCGAUAGCAAACCUACUUGGAAAUGAGAAUGAUCAACUCGGAGACGAAACAGAUGAAGAGAUACUAGGUGGCGAGGGGUUUGAUGAAGAAGAGGAGGACGAAGAGGAAGAUGACGAUGACGAUAAUGAUGUCGAAGAAGACGACGAAGGUGACGAUGAUAACGGCGAAGAUAGCGAUGCAGGCGCACACGAUCAAGAGGAUGACGACGAACAGGACCUCGAAAUUGCUCAGGUAGAAAACGCGGAAGACGUGGACAUGGACGACGAAUCUGACGUGUCUUGGGUGGGCGACAAUUUCAUAGAAGAAGCGAUCGUUGAUGAUGUCGUGGAUCAGGCCGUGGCACAUAUUGGGUCUGUUCAGCCGGUCACCUCUAGCGGGCUGGUCACAGCUUACGGGUUUUUCAACAAACGACGUCUACCGGCUUCUCCCUUUGCGGCUACCAAAGGGUUGGGUUGGCAUGAAAUGGGCGAAAAGUUGGUCUACUUUCCGCACUCGGGUCGCAUUGCACCUAUACCGCAAGAGGCGCAUUCGUUGGCCAAAUUUCUCAAGCGACCACGGGAGGUCAGCGACUCUCUACGUGCCAACCUAGACUCCAUGUCAAGGGGCUACCAUCUCGUGCGCAUGUAUGAAAAAGACCUGGAAAUGAGAAGUCUUCAGACGAAUGAUCUUGGCGACGAAAAGGAGAUUGGCAUUCACUGCCCCAACGUUCUCACUUUUGGGAGCUUUCCGGACCGGAACCUGCGGCCCUACUUCAGGGCCACCAGCAGGCUGAGCAUGGUCAUGCACGUACCAGAGCUGUCACUUGUGAUUAUUGGGUCGCCCAUGGGCAGAGUGCUUCUCCUCACGCCAACUCGCCUCCCAAGUCCGCAGAGUGCAGGGCCUGGCAAGCCUGGGUACUGGAGCCAUGGACUUCGAGUGGAGUGGGUGCUGCCUCGCACGUCGGAUGACAUCUGCCAUGGUCAGCAUAGAAGACCGCUGCACGGCGUCGCAGUAGGGCCUGUGCAGGAUGAGCGUGGUAUAGGCGCACUGGGCUCUGAUCACGCUUCCAUCCCACGCCGGUAUCGUUUGAUGCUGCAUUACCGGAAUCACGACAUUGCAACUUUUGAAAUUACGAGACAAGAACAGACAGGAAAGCUAUGCAUCUUCUGA
Akanthomyces muscarius is the source of this 1548-nucleotide messenger RNA. RefSeq lists its product as uncharacterized. The record is from RefSeq and is a predicted model, not a curated record. Bases 1 to 1548 code for a protein of 515 amino acids. The transcript has 4 exons. Lineage: Eukaryota; Fungi; Ascomycota; Sordariomycetes; Hypocreales; Cordycipitaceae.